This is a messenger RNA of Neurospora crassa OR74A, 2703 nucleotides long. RefSeq lists its product as hypothetical. NCBI's taxonomy places the organism in Eukaryota, Fungi, Ascomycota, Sordariomycetes, Sordariales, Sordariaceae. The transcript is spliced from 2 exons. Bases 240 to 2471 code for a protein of 743 amino acids. The record is from RefSeq and is a predicted model, not a curated record.
UGCAUGUCUGCAGGGUCUGGACGUUUUACUUGUGGGCUUCAACGGAGUCGGUUCUAUGGACAACGGCUGGUUGAGUCUGUCUGGGAUUUCCUGCUCGCCGCCUGGACGGUGUAACUUGAGACGACUACCCCUUGCGAGCCCCAUCCGUUCCAGUCUUCUGUCUUCACCCAGACACACCACCAAGGCAAGGCGACUACCCAAUGCUCUCUGAAGCAACAUAAAAACACCCACACGCCUCCAUGUUUGGACUGGAAUCUUCAGGCUCAGCGGCUGAGCCUUCGCGUCCUGGCUCGCUCUUCCGCACUCGCACACAGCGCUCCAACCGCUCACAUCAGUCUAUCUUCAAGGAGGAGUUCAACUCGGACCUCUCGCUACCACUCCCACAUCACCACAGCCAUCAUCGCCAGGUUCCUUACCACCAUCACAACGAUAGCAAUCACAGCAGCUACAAACCAGUCGCGGCCCCCAACCCCUACCGCCCGUCCACGGAUACUGGCGGUAGCACCCUGUAUUACGACCGAGAACGAGAACGGCCUGGAGAUCCGGAGCAGGAGACCAUGGCUACCCCGACCCCCAGAGAGGUUCAUCGCCUUGCCUCACAUCACAAUUUCAUUUUUGACACGAGCUCCAAACCACGGCGACUUGGGUGGUGGGCCUUUGUAGGAAGACACCUCUCUCUUCCAGCAGUAUUCCUUGCAGGUGUCGUCUUUGUCGUUGCCGCCAUUGUCUUUGCUACUCUCACAAGCAAACGACCGCUUGAGUGCCCAGACUGGGCAGAAGAUUGUCGCACAAUCGACCCAUGGACAGCCGAACACCUGCCAACUGUUCAGGGCAUCGUCACUCUCGUGUACAUUAUCGGAUUGGGAGCACUUGCCUAUGUGGCCCUCACGCUAUGCGAGGCCGCGGUAUGGCCGCUGUUGGUCAAGCAGACCAUGACAAUGAGGGGUCUGGAAGCAUACUUGGCGGCCACGCGGGGGUCUAUCUUGGCUGCUCCGAGAGCCUUGAUGCAAGUCAAGACGGUUGCCAUGGGAGUCAUGCUCGUUUGCGCGGUAGUAUCCAUUUUAACACCGCUCGCUGGAAUACCGUUGGUUGGCCAGGCGUAUACAUUGAUUUCAAAGGAGGUGGAACUCAAGAGCAACUACACGCCUGGCGGUGGGCUCGCAGAAUCAUUCAUGCAAACCGAAGCACCGACUUUUGCCCACAUGGGUGUCCUGACCACGUACAACGCGUGGGCCUUGGACCCAGCCUCGGAACCUCUGCCAGAAUACCGGGAUUGGUAUGUUGAUCGGGAGGUACUCAGCACCAAGGGACACUUUUCUGCUCGGGCCGUCAAGCUGCAAACAACUGUGUUGUGUAGCCCACGCACUGUUGAGCAGCUUGUCCAAUACUGGCAACCGUCGAACGCCUUCCUUACCAACUGGACUCGCGCGAGCACCAGCUCACUAAGAGGCGAGAAACGUACCCCAGCAGAGGUCUACGUGCGCCCGCAACCUCAGUUGACUCUUUGGGCCGACAAUUAUACCUUUGAGACGUCCCACCGAACCAAAGCGACCCUUGUCUUUGCCGCGCUCAACGGAACCAUCGAAGGCGGCAAGCAGUCCUCCAUUGCGCUUGGUACCAUGCACAACGUUUCGGCAAUAGGUUGCGAUGUCACUGUCUCGGCUAUCGACGACAUCAUCACCGUUGGCAACCCAUCGAUACACUCGAAUAACACCGCUCUCCCGACCCUCUCGUCCCUCGAUACCCUUCAAACCAACACCUCCCGCCCCUCAACCGCUCUCAACGAACUUCUCCUCUGGUUUGCUGUUGCCCCCAUCCUCUCCUCUCCUAGCGUAUCAGGCUCCCAGCCAAUGUUCUUCAACUCCACCUCCACCAAUCGCGCCGUAGCCUACACCGGCCAAACUCCCCAGCGUAAUAACUGGACUAUCGACGGUAUCGAGUCAUUCAUCCACCUUUCCAUCGGCGCUCUUUUACAGUCCACCACUGCGUCUGAAAACCAGUCCACCGAGAACACCACACUUCUUAUCUCCACUUAUCCCCUCCAGUUCCUGUCCCGAUCGCGCUCCCUCCUCUUACUUCUCCUGCCUCUCCUUUUGGUUACUCUUAUUGUGUGUCUCUCGUUCUAUCUGAGCCACGCCCACUCACGCGAGUCCAUCCCCGUCCUUCGUCUUGCCGGGCCCUGCGAGCUGCUCAAGAGUUCUCAAACACCCUGGCUGCGUGAGCAGGCCGGAGCGGAUGCAGCAAAGACAUACCUGCCCAGUGACUUGGGUGCGGUUACUGUCAAGUUUGGGGUAGUCGGAAAGGAAGGGGCUGAAAUGGUUGGACUGGGUGACGGCAAUGGAGGAAAUGUCGGUGCGUUUGUAAGGGAGGACCCUCGGAAAGUACAGCCCCUUGACAAAGGCAAGGAGAGUGUGGACGGUCAGAAGAGAGGGAGUUCGGGGGAAACCAUGGAGAUGGGUGUUAUUGCUUAGGGGUUGACGGGGUGAACGGGGACAUACGGAUCGAACAUUCGAGACAUGACGAAAAGGGAGGCACUUUUCCCAGGAUGAUGAUUGAACGACGGUAUGACUUAUGACCUAAAACUUUUCACUACUAUCUGGCUGCAUAUUUGGACACGAGAAAAAAGAUUGAUAGGACCUUGAGCUCGGGGAAGACGCCGGCUCGACUUCGAUAAUGCCAUCUGGUUGCUGGAUCAACCGCAUU